AUGCGGCUCAAUGCUGAUAUCAAAAUAAUCGGUAAACAAGUUGUUCUUGUACCGUAUGAAAAAUGUCAUGUGAAUAAAUAUCACAAAUGGAUGGAGAAUGACGAGUUACGACGACAGACUGCAUCCGAGAGAUUAUCUCUUGAGGAAGAAUAUGAAAUGCAACGAAGUUGGAGAGAAGAUGACGACAAAUGUACAUUCAUUAUCCUCAGUCAAAGUCUUCUCGACCAGUACAAGGAUGAGAUCAGCUCUAUGAUAGGCGAUGUGAAUAUUUUUCUGCAUGACGGAGUGGGUGAACUGGAAAUCAUGAUUGCUGAAAGCGAAUGGCGAGGGCAUGGCAUUGCGAAGGAAUGUGUUGCAUUAAUGAUCCGAUACGCGUAUGAUCAUAUACACAUCAACAAAUUCCAGGUGAAAAUUUCCGAAGACAACGCAGUAAGUAUUGCAAUGUUUCAAAAGCUGGGCUUCGAACAGACUGCGUACAGUAAAGUUUUUAAAGAGUAUACGUUCGACUUACAUCCGUCUAAACUCCUUGAUAUUAUUAGUGACGUUCAUUUGAACAUUCAUCCAUAUCAGCUAUUGACCAACAAAAUCUCGCAAGAAAAUAGAAACACGAAGGAAAUGAACUCUUCGGAAACAAAUUAUUCAACGAAGUAG
Molecule: messenger RNA, 651 nt
Organism: Anisakis simplex (herring worm)
Lineage: Eukaryota; Metazoa; Nematoda; Chromadorea; Rhabditida; Anisakidae
Source: the annotation of a GenBank genome assembly